CGUUCGCGUAAACACAGGAUUUUGUAACAAAUUGUCGCGUAAAGGAAUUUCUCGAUUUUCGCCCAACUUCCGGCUAAUUGGAUAUUUUUGAAAUACAUUUUUUCAGUGUGUAAUUUACUCGAGUUUUGUGAAAAUGAAAGUGUUCGCCAUCUUCGCCACCGCAUCCCUGCUCAUUGUCAACUGCGCUUGGGCGGCACCAAGCGUACAAGACAAUCGCAUCGAGGGUGAGAAUGGGGGCACGUUAGCGCUUGCUGCCCGCUACCUUGGCAGCUGCUUUGAAGUUGAGGACAUGACCACCUGUUUGGCGGUCAAAGGUAUUACCGCAUUGAAUCGCGCUGCCAGGAGCAACAACAUCGAACUCGUCAGCGGUGUGUCGUUCAAGAGAGAUUCCGCUGCAUCCGUAGCACGCAGCGGUAAAGCUUUGAGUGAAAAUGAAAUCUACGCUCAGCUACCUGAAAAUCCCGAAGAACGUAGUGGACGCUUGGUGGAUAUCGCUAUGGAAAAUGCUGCUGACUUCCUGGGCUCGCACAGUCUUGAAAUGAAAAUCCCCACUGAGGCUACACAAGAAGUUGCACGCGCGCUCGAUGAAGGCCGCGGAAAAUUGAAGAAAAUGAUGGGCCCCAUUGCACUUGCCAUUGGAGCUAAACUCUUCGCUGUUAUUCCAAUUGUGCUCGGCGCUUUGGCUCUACUCACCACCAAGGCUGUAAUUGUAGCCAAGAUUGCAUUGCUGUUGGCUCUUGUCGUCAGUGGCUCACGUUUCUUCGGCGGUUUGGGCAAUAAGUUUAGCGGUGCACUCGGCGGUGGCUACAAUUCUGCCGGUUGGUCAGCAGGCAACACGGGCGGUUGGUCGUCGGGCGCUGCAUCAUCAUACCCAUAUGCGCGCAGUUUAGAUGCUCAGCAAUUGGCUUAUGCCGGACAAGCGCCCACCGAGGAUGAACAAGAGAAAGAGAAAGAGCAAUAAUGAACUUGCGUACGAAAAUAUUGCAUGGGAUAUGCCAAAAAUGUGCCUUCGUUAAAAUUUACCUAUUAUUAAAUAUUUUAAUGUGUACUUUAUAGUUUAUAGUAAUUUAUUGAAGAAAAAGAACAUAUUUACAUAAAUCGAUAGGAGUAUUGACUUGCAAA
Molecule: messenger RNA, 1122 nt
Organism: Anastrepha ludens (Mexican fruit fly)
Lineage: Eukaryota; Metazoa; Arthropoda; Insecta; Diptera; Tephritidae
Gene: Osi14
Exons: 3
Coding region: 134-961 (275 amino acids)
Source: RefSeq, a predicted model, not a curated record